AUGGCGCUGCCGCUUCACUUGGGACCUGCCACAUACACACUGCUAGCACACCCAGAAAGCAAUCACAAAAAAUACCUCAGAAUUAACCCACCACAGUUCUUCGUGGCGGGCGACAACCCUGCUGGCCGCACCGGGUUCGGCACGGUCCCUUCAAUUCACCCUCCUGGGUGGUCACUCGGGCACCGACAUGCGUUGACUCGUUUCGGCUCCUCGACUGGACGUGAAAGCCAAUCAUUCUUAUAA
Molecule: messenger RNA, 243 nt
Organism: Phytophthora nicotianae INRA-310
Lineage: Eukaryota; Oomycota; Peronosporomycetes; Peronosporales; Peronosporaceae
Exons: 2
Coding region: 1-243 (80 amino acids)
Source: RefSeq, a predicted model, not a curated record